Messenger RNA from Sorghum bicolor (sorghum), 2581 nucleotides. Its product is annotated as calcium-dependent protein kinase 24. Gene Ontology annotation, cellular component: nucleus; cytoplasm. Gene Ontology annotation, molecular function: calmodulin binding; ATP binding; calcium ion binding. Bases 730 to 2277 code for a protein of 515 amino acids. The transcript is spliced from 8 exons. Lineage: Eukaryota; Viridiplantae; Streptophyta; Magnoliopsida; Poales; Poaceae. Gene Ontology annotation, biological process: peptidyl-serine phosphorylation; protein autophosphorylation; intracellular signal transduction. The record is from RefSeq and is a predicted model, not a curated record.
UGGUCGGGGUCACCCAUGGAGAAUUCCUUAGAUACGACCGGGACCUAGCUGCACUGCGCCAGCCCCCGCAUUUCCCUUCCCCACAAUCCUCCCCUCCACCAACACGCCCUCCCUCCAGCCUUGAAUUGCAAAUCAAAACGCAGAUAUUUGAGCUCGCACCGUCAUCACCAUCAUCUCCUCGCCCCCAUUGGAAGCCGCCGCCGCCUCCGAAAUUCCUAUAAAAAAUAUAUAUGGGUGGAGCCAUCACCCACGCCGCCAAGAUCCUGUCCUCUUCCGCGGCCAGCUUGUAGCUCCACGCCGGAUAGAUAGAAGAGGCUAAUCUUUUUCUCAUCUUUUCCUCCCCGCUUGCUCCCCCUUCUUUUCUUUUUGCACAUCUUCCCCCAUGUGACACCUGAGAAAGUGAGAGCACAGAUUUCUUCCUCCUCUUGCUCCUGCUCCUGCUGCUGCUGCUGCCGUUUCUCGUUCCUGUUCCUCUUUGCUUGUGGGUUUGUCGCAGAUAAACCUCGCAUAAAGCUUCGUUCGUUCCUCGGUUCUUGAUCUCAAUCGGCCGGGCUCCUCUGUUUCCCCGCUCCAAGAUCUUCCCCGGCCCUGUUCUUCUGUCUGCAGCCAGCCCGCGGAAAUCCUUGGAGGAGUUGCAGAAAUUUGUAGCGAGAGAGGCUUCCGUUUCCUGCGGCGGCGGCCUCGGUGCGGUUCUUGAUCCGGGGGAGCGAGCUCACCUGGGUCGCGCCAAUGCAGCCGGACCCGAGCGGCGACGCCGGCAAUGCGAAGGCGAAGCUGCCGCUGCCGCUGCCGCAGCCGGUGACGGCUCCGGCGCCGUCGUCGGGGCGGCCGGCGUCCGUGCUGCCGUACAAGACGGCCAACGUGCGGGACCACUACCGCAUCGGCAAGAAGCUCGGGCAGGGGCAGUUCGGCACCACGUACCAGUGCGUGGGCAAGGCCGACGGCGCCGAGUACGCGUGCAAGUCCAUCCCCAAGCGCAAGCUGCUGUGCCGGGAGGACUACGAGGACGUGUACCGCGAGAUCCAGAUCAUGCACCACCUCUCCGAGCACCCAAACGUCGUCCGCAUCCGCGGCGCCUACGAGGACGCGCUCUUCGUGCACAUCGUCAUGGAGCUCUGCGCAGGCGGCGAGCUCUUCGACCGCAUCGUCGCCAAGGGCCACUACAGCGAGCGCGCGGCCGCGAAGCUCAUCAAGACCAUUGUUGGGGUCGUGGAGGGAUGCCACUCGCUCGGCGUCAUGCACCGGGACCUCAAGCCGGAGAACUUUCUCUUUGCCAGCACCGCCGAGGAAGCCCCACUCAAGGCCACUGACUUUGGGCUCUCCAUGUUCUACAAGCCUGGUGAUAAAUUCUCUGAUGUCGUUGGAAGCCCUUACUAUGUCGCACCAGAGGUACUUCAGAAAUGCUAUGGUCCAGAAGCUGAUGUGUGGAGCGCAGGGGUAAUUCUGUACAUUUUGCUUUGUGGUGUCCCCCCAUUUUGGGCAGAAACUGAGGCUGGAAUCUUCAGGCAGAUUCUGCGAGGCAAACUUGAUUUUGAAUCUGAACCCUGGCCUAGUAUUUCUGAUAGUGCUAAGGAUUUGGUCCGCAAUAUGCUUACUCGGGAUCCUAAAAAGAGAUUUAGUGCUCAUGAGGUUCUCUGCCACCCAUGGAUUGUUGACGAUGCUGUGGCACCUGAUAAGCCUAUUGAUUCUGCUGUUCUGUCAAGGCUGAAGCAUUUUUCGGCAAUGAACAAGCUCAAGAAGAUGGCGUUAAGGGUUAUUGCAGAAAGCCUGUCUGAGGAAGAGAUUGGAGGCCUCAAGGAGUUGUUCAAGAUGAUUGAUACUGACAAUAGUGGGACUAUAACAUUUGAUGAGCUCAAAGAUGGCUUGAAAAGGGUAGGCUCUGAAUUAACGGAGAACGAAAUCCAGGCUCUAAUGGAAGCAGCUGAUAUUGAUAACAGCGGAACCAUCGACUACGGUGAAUUCAUUGCAGCUACGUUGCACAUGAAUAAGCUGGAGAGGGAGGAAAACUUGGUUUCAGCAUUCUCAUUUUUUGACAAAGAUGGAAGUGGCUUUAUAACCAUUGAUGAGCUGUCACAAGCAUGUCGUGAAUUUGGUCUUGAUGACGUCCACCUCGAGGAUAUGAUUAAAGAUAUUGACCAGAACAAUGAUGGUCAAAUUGACUACAGCGAGUUCACGGCAAUGAUGAGGAAGGGCAAUGCUGGUGCAACAGGAAGGAGAACCAUGAGGAACAGCUUGCACUUGAAUCUCGGCGAACUCUUAAACCCCAGCAAAACCUAGCUCAUAUUGGAAGGCCUUGUCGGGGUACAUUCUCUUGGCAUCUGAAGUUUUUGGAUGCGUUGUCGAUCUGCGAUCUGCUGGCCUAUUGAGAUGUUGAGUGGUUGUCCUGUGGUAGUACUAAGAUGCUGGAGAAUUUUCGUAGUACUGGUGGUAUCAGCUAGAGAAGAGGGAUGGUACAAUGUGGUUACUAUGAUCAACUGGUUAUAUAUGUAUGAGUAUCGAUGUAGAUUGAACAUGGUCUAAACAUUACUUCCCUAGAAGUAUAACUUCUCUGCUGUCAAGUGUCAGUUUAGUUGAUAUUAAA